This is a messenger RNA of Lolium rigidum, 3699 nucleotides long. Its product is annotated as putative multidrug resistance protein. Gene Ontology annotation, biological process: transmembrane transport. Bases 1 to 3699 code for a protein of 1232 amino acids. Gene Ontology annotation, cellular component: membrane. The record is from RefSeq and is a predicted model, not a curated record. The transcript has 6 exons. NCBI's taxonomy places the organism in Eukaryota, Viridiplantae, Streptophyta, Magnoliopsida, Poales, Poaceae. Gene Ontology annotation, molecular function: ATP binding; ABC-type transporter activity; ATP hydrolysis activity.
AUGGCUGGCGCAACGGCCGACGACAAGAAGAAUGGACCGGUGAAGAUGGCCGCGCGGCCCUUCGGAUCCUCGUUUAUGUUAGUGUUCGUGCACGCGGACGCGGUGGACGUGACGCUGAUGGUCCUGGGUCUGGUGGGCGCCAUCGGCGACGGCAUUUCGGUGCCGGUGUCGCUGCUCAUCUCCAGCCUCAUCUACAACGACCUCGGCAAUGGCCCUGAGCUCGCUCAGGAGUUCAGCUCCAAGAUCAACAAGAACGCGAUGAACCUUGUCCUUUUGGCGUUGGGUUGCUGGGUGAUGGCGUUCCUAGAGGGGUAUUGCUGGUCUCGGACGGCGGAGCGGCAGGCUUCGCGGAUGCGCGAACGGUACCUGGCAGCGGUGCUUCGGCAGGACGUGGAGUACUUCGACCUCAAGGUGGGCACCACGGCCGAGAUCAUCGCCAGCGUCUCCGGCGACAGCCUGGUCAUCCAGGAUGUGCUGAGCGAGAAAGUGCCCAACUUCGUGAUGAAUGCGGCCAGGUUCCUUAGUAGCUACGCCAUCUGCUUCGCCAUCGUCUGGCGUCUCGCCCUGGUGGCGCUUCCGUCCCUCCUUCUCCUCGUCAUCCCGGGCUUCAUGUACGGCCGCAUCCUCAUCGGUCUCACGCGCCAGAUCAGGGAGCAUUACACCUGCACCGGCGCCAUCGUGGAGCAGGCUGUGUCCUCGGCGCGAACCGUGUACUCGUGUGCUGCCGAGCGGGACACCAUGGCGCGGUUCUCGGUUGCACAGGAGGAGUCGGCAAGGCUGGGCAUCAAGCAAGGGUUAGCCAAGGGCAUCGCCAUCGGUAGCAACGGCAUCACCUUCGCCAUCUGGGCCCUCCUAGUCUGGUACGGCAGUCGCCUCGUCAUGUACCACGGCUACCGGGGCGGUACUGUCUACACCGUCCCCAUCUCCAUCGUCGUCGGCGGCCUGGCGCUUGGGUCCGGGCUGUCGAACCUCAAGUACUUUUCCGAGGCGACCGUGGCCGCUGAGAGAGUGCUGGAGGUGAUUCGGCGGGUGCCCAAGAUUGACUCGGGUAACGACACCGGCCAUGAACUAGCCAAUGUAGCCGGCGAGGUGGAGUUCAAGAGGGUACAAUUCUGCUACCCGUCGCGACCUGAGAGCCCCAUUUUCGCGAGCUUCAGCCUACGGGUGCCGGCAGGGCGAACGGCUGCACUGGUAGGGAGCAGCGGGUCCGGGAAGUCGACAGUGGUGGCACUGCUGGAGAGGUUCUACGACCCGUCAGCGGGGGAGGUGACGCUGGACGGUGUGGACAUCCGGAAGCUGAGGCUCAAGUGGCUUCGCGCGCAGAUGGGGCUCGUCAACCAGGAGCCAGCGCUGUUCGCAACUUCCAUUAGGGAGAAUAUACUGUUCGGCAAGGAGGACGCUACGCCUGAGGAGGUCACUGCGGCGGCCAAGGCCGCCAACGCCCACAACUUCAUCUCGCAGCUGCCGGAGGGCUACGACACGCAGGUGGGUGAGCGUGGUGUCCAAAUGUCAGGAGGACAAAAGCAAAGGAUUGCUAUUGCCAGAGCAAUCCUGAAGUCACCCAAGAUCCUCCUCCUUGAUGAGGCCACCAGUUCACUCGACACCGAGUCAGAGAGUGUUGUACAGGAGGCGCUCGACCUGGCCUCCAUGGGCCGGACAACAAUUGUCGUUGCACAUCGCCUGUCCACUGUACGCAAUGCUGACAUGAUUGUUGUAAUGCAAUCCGGUGAGGUCAAAGAGCUGGGCUCCCAUGAUGAGCUCAUUGCCGCUGAAGAUGGUCUCUACUCAUCUCUUAUUCGCCUGCAGCAGACUAAAAAAUCAAAUGAGGCUGAUCAUGUUAGUGGAACUGGCAGCACUACUUCCGUUACCAGGAUAUUCUCUGCAGCUAGCAAGUCAAGCUCAGCCCGGUCAUUGGGUGAUACCCGCGAGGUUAAUCGCAUUGAAGCACCAAAUCUUCCCCUGCCAUCCUUUAGAAGGCUGCUUAUGUUCAAUGCACCAGAGUGGAGGCAGGCGCUUAUCGGAAGCUUGAGUGCAGUUGUGUGUGGAGCCAUCCUCCCUGCUUAUGCGUAUGCCAAGGGAAGCAUGCUAUCGGUAUACUUCCUAACAGAUCACGAUGAAAUUAGGGUCAAAACAAGGGCCUAUGCACUCGGCUUUGUCGCCCUUGCAGUGCUCUCAUUCUUGAUGAAUAUAGGACAACAUUACAACUUUGGUGUCAUGGGAGAAUACCUCACAAAGAGGGUCAGGGAACAGAUGCUCGCAAAAAUCCUCACAUUUGAGAUUGGAUGGUUCGACCGUGAUGAGAACUCCAGUGGUGCCAUAUGCUCACGGCUUGCCAAGGAUGCCAACAUUGUAAGGUCUCUAGUGGGUGAUCGAAUGGCGCUGGUGAUCGAGGCGGUUUCUGCGGUGUUUAUUGCUUGCGCCAUGGGUCUCUUCAUUGCCUGGCGUCUGGCCCUUGUCAUGAUAGCGGUGCAGCCUCUCAUCAUCGUAUGCUAUUAUGCUCGCCGUGUGUUACUCAAGAGCAUGUCCAAGAAAUCAAUAGAUGCACAAUCCCAGAGUAGCAAGAUAGCUGCUGAAGCUGUCUCCAAUCUCCGUACAAUCACCGCCUUCUCUUCGCAGAACCGAAUCUUAGGCCUCUUUAACCAAGCACAGAAUGGAUAUCGCAAGGAAAGCAUACGUCAGUCGUGGAUUGCAGGCCUUGGCCUUGGCACUUCCACGAGCUUGGUCACAUGCACAUUGGCGCUUGACUUUUGGUUUGGUGGCAGGCUCGUAGCUCAGAACCACAUUACCGCCAAGGAAUUCUUCCAAACCUUCAUUAUUCUAGUAAGCACAGGACGUAUGAUUGCUGAUGUUGGUAGCAUGACAACUGACCUGGCUAAGGGCGCAGAUGCACUUGCUUCGGUGAUUGCUGUUCUAGACCGGGUAACCAAAAUUGACCCUGACAACCCUGAGGGAUACAAGCCAGAGAAGCUUAAUGGUGAGGUGGACAUUAUAGGGGUCGAUUUUGCAUACCCGUCAAGGCCGGAUCUGAUCAUUUUCAAAGGAUUCUCAUUAUGCAUCCAACCAGGAAAGUCAACAGCUCUGGUUGGGCAAAGUGGCUGUGGCAAGUCGACCAUUAUUGGGCUUAUAGAGCGAUUCUAUGACCCGCUUAGGGGAAUGGUAAGGAUUGAUGGAAGGAAUAUCAAAACAUACAAUCUUCGAGCCCUGCGGCAGCACAUUGGACUGGUCAGCCAGGAGCCAACUCUAUUUGCAGGCACCAUCAGAGAAAACAUUUUAUAUGGCACUGAAACAGCCAGUGAGAUAGAAAUUGAGAAUGCAGCAAGGUCUGCCUAUGCACAUGACUUCAUCAGCAACCUCAAGGAUGGGUAUGACACAUGGUGCGGCGACAGAGGUGUUCAUCUAUCAGGGGGGCAGAAGCAGCGCAUUGCAAUAGCUCGUGCCGUCCUGAAGAACCCAUCUAUCUUGCUACUAGAUGAGGCUACAAGUGCACUGGACAGCAAGUCCGAAAAGGUUUUACAAGAGGCAUUGGAGAAGGUAAUGGUCGGGAGGACAACUGUGGUGGUGGCACACAGGCUCAGCACGAUACAAAACUGUGAUCUCAUCACGGUGAUCGACAAAGGUGUUGUUGUGGAGAAGGGCACACAUUUAUCCCUCAUGUCAAAGGGUCCCUCCGGAAUAUAUUAUAGCUUAGUUAGUCAGUAA